CCGAGGCCGUGCGAGGGGUCCCGCGGGCCCUUCGCUGUGCCACACGCUGCCAAUUUCGAGUGUCCUUGGAGGAAAUUUAAUUAACCCGAGAGCUAUAAAUCCAGGACCACCGCGGGGAGGUUGUGAAUUGCGCGCGCGAGAGCAAUUAAGAUGCUCUGGUUUCAAAGAAAUAGCAUGGAACUUGUCAAAUCCUCCUUUGGACUCUUCUUGAAAAAUUUCUCGGCCUCUAAAACAACUCUGCCCAUGCUGACCUUAUUCACAAAGGAUCCAUGCCCCCUUUGUGAGGAAGCCAAGGAAGCACUGGAGCCUUACAAAAACAGGGUAACAACGCGGCGUGGCUUCUAUGUAUAUGAAUGA
Molecule: messenger RNA, 357 nt
Organism: Nycticebus coucang (slow loris)
Lineage: Eukaryota; Metazoa; Chordata; Mammalia; Primates; Lorisidae
Product: glutaredoxin-like protein C5orf63
Exons: 2
Coding region: 151-357 (68 amino acids)
Source: RefSeq, a predicted model, not a curated record